AUGAGGAGGACACUAAAGAGGAAUUUGAAUCAUCAACGUUGCCCCAACUCUUGUCUGUAUUUUCUAGCAGAGGAUACAGACUCUGAACAUGGCAGUGAUAAGAUGAAGUACUAUCUAGAUGUACAAAGGAGAGAAGACGGUUUUGAUUUAUCAGGUCCAUGUCAUCCUAGAGAAGAUCCAAUUCCAUUGAGAGCUGGUCCAACACUGGACUAUGAUGGGAUCCAUGACAGGAGCUUAAAACACUAUUUCCACAGUCCUAAAAUUAGAAGACAGUUACAAAACAUGUACACUGUAAAGGACCAAGACUCCAGGGAAGGUACUGUGAGGAACUUUAUGGAUCAGACCAUGGCAUCUGUAGACUACAGACUCAAGCCUGGACCAAUCUCACCAUAUGCUUUGCCACAGACUGUACCACCACAACCUCCUCCUCAUAGACCACACGCUACAAUGUCAGUUGAUCAGUACAUGAAGACAAAGAGGGGUGCUAAAAGAAGGAAAAUCCCUCCAAAUGUUGUUGGAAGACCAAGAAGAAUUGCCAGACGAUCUCCUCCCCAGCAUGUCAGCCGAGAUGAAAGAGAAAGACUAGUUGACAUGGCAACCAAGCUGAUUGUUGCUACGGAAACAGUUGCUUUACCUGCCACCAAGAAACAAAGUAAAGGGUUUCAGGCAUCAGACAAGGAAAUACCAAGACUUAAAAGAGAGAAGCAACGUCGUGCAGCAACAGAGUCUUUCUCGUCAGAUUCUGAGACUUCUCAGAGAAUUUCAAGGCGCCCUUCUCCACCAAAGGCCAAGCCUAGAUCAGCACCACCAAGAAGACCAGAGUCAUCAUUUUUCAAGUCCUCCCCAACUGGAAGAGAUGGAAAGAAACUCACCAGGAGUGGUGUUCAUGUUGUACUGCCAGGAGGAUCACAAAGUGAUGAUGAUGAUGAGCGACUCAGAUCCCUUGUUGGACGCAUGAAUUUAGAUGGACAGGGUAGCAGUGUUAUGGUAUCACAUCACCAGCCUAAAGACUUGCGGCCUAAGAGUGCUGGCUUGCCACUGAAAUCACAGGCUGUUGGACCAGAUGAAGAAAGCUAUGAUGAUGACGAAUUUGAAAGUGUUGGAUCUCCAAAAUUAUCAUCAACACGUACACCGAGGAUGUCAUGGAUGGAGACAGAACAUGACAUGAUUGACAUGUCAACGCAGACAGUUGUCCAUUCAGGAACACAAACUGCCAAACAAACCGAUGAUGAUGAUGACCAAGUUGAACGGCAAAUCAUCUUACCUCCAAGACUGACACCAAUUGUAAGAGACAGCUCAGAGGAAGUCAAAGAAGUGAGUGUUUCUACAGUCACGGCAACACAGGGUGCCAGUACUGCAGACAUACCAACAUCUACCCCUCUUUCAGCCGAGACACAGACAAGGAACAGAGACCUAGAGCCUAAAGUACUAACAUAUGAAGUUUAUGUCCUGACGGGUGAUAAGCUUGGUGCUGGAACAAAGGCUACAGUCAAAUUAACAAUAUUUGGAGAAUACGGCAACUCAGGCGAGAGGCAGCUGCUACGAUCCAGAACACACAGGACAAAGUUUCAGAGAGGACAGGUGGAUAUCUUCGUCAUAGACUCGGUCUUUCUUGGAAAGUUAUCGAGUAUUAGAAUUGGUCACAGCGAGACAAAACUUGGUUAUGGCUGGUUCCUGGAGAAGGUGUUAAUCAAGGAGGGCACCGAGGCGACAAGAGCAUUUGAGUUCCGUUGCAGCAGAUGGUUGUCGUCACGCGAUGACGAUGGGCAGAUUAUUCGAGAUCUUCCAACCUCCGACGUUAUUCCAGCAUCACAUCUUGUUGCUGUGUUACCCAGGAUCGACGAGAGACAGGACGACGACUUUUACCGAAGUGCAAGCGAGAGCGACAGCUUUUCCAGCGGUGAAGACGAAGAUGGUGUUCCUGCACCUGAUUUAAGAGAAGUCAAAAAGAAAUCAAAAAGUAAAGCUGAUUCACUGAGGGAAAAACCUCCGAUAAGCUCCAAACGAGCCAAACCUCCCAUUCCUGUGCAAUCAGCGAACAGAGAUGAAAAUGCUUACGGUCGAUUUGUGGCGGUUAAAGCUGGAGAUCUGUUUGAUGUCAGCGAAGGAGAAGAGGAAGAGGAAGGAGAAAAUCCCGAAGGACAAGAUGAAGAAAAUGAAGACGAAAAGGAGAGGUUCUUCCAACCUGAAGAGGAGAAUGAGGAUUCUGACGAUGAGGAUGCGAAGGAGAACUCUAGGAAAAAUUCAAAAAAGCAAAGAAACAAGGGAGAUGAAAAUGCCAGCGAAAGCGAGGAAGAAGAAAAGGAAGAGGUUGGAAAGGAUGACGAGAAAAGGAGGUUAUCAAAGAAUGGUUCGGAUCAAUUGAGGCUGGUCACCACGUCUGUCUCGAAAUUCAAGAAAAAAUCCAAGAAGGAAGAUGCCAGUCCGGAGAUUGGGUUGGAAGAGGAAGAGGAGGAGCAGAGUGGAGAGAAUGAAGAAACGGAAGAGAAAGAAAAUGCUGUAAAUGAGGAAGAAGAUACGGCUGAAAAAAGAGAUGAGGAGGUAAAGGACGAAGGCGAAGACAAAGAUGAAGACGAAGACGAGCCUAGGGUCGAGUUUGCUGGUGACGCCAAACCAGAGCAUGAACGUGACCGACCCGUUUCUGCUCAAAGUGAUGAUUUUGUUGAAGGCUUCCGAGCGGGAGUUCGCGCAAAACAAGAGAAAGAAAGAGAACAACACAGACACUCUAUCAGCGAGAGUGAAAAUAUCUUGAGAAGAGGUGCAUCCAUCCACGAUGCCUCCAAAGAGGGAAAGCUUGAACGUGUGAAGGAAUUGAUAAGAGUGGUGCCGGCGAUGAAGAACAUGACAGAUGAACGCGGUUUGAACCCACUUCAUAUAGCAGCUGCUAAUGGUCGACUAGAUUGUGUUAAGUGGCUAGCGGUCAGCGGUGUAGACUUAGGCGCAGAGACUCCGACUGGCUAUACCGCCAUGCAUCUGGCAGCUAUGAAUGGUCACGUGAACUGCAUGAUGAUUCUGUCGGCCAUGGGAAGUACGUUGAGCUGCAGAACAGUGGACGAACUUACUCCCCUCCAUUUGGCCUGUAUGAGCGGGUUUGUAGAGUGUGUUAAGUGGCUGAUCGCCAACAGAGCGAAGGUGGACGUUGUUGAUAACAAUGGACGAACCCCUCUUGACAUUGCAGAAGAUUAUGGACACGAGGAGAUAGUGAAACUCCUGAAGAAAUUUCAAAACGAGCUUACAAGACAGGAUAGCACUCUCGCUCAGUUGAUGACUAGCGAACACAAGCGAAGGAAAAGUAUGGAGUCUGUAGGAAGUGACCAAGAUGGCGGUGCACCAUCCAAAGUGUCAGACAGUGGAGUCGGAGGACUGGAGAGUGGAGAGGAUAGCUGGAUCAGUGAUACUGAGGAGGACUUAACAGUAGAGGGAGGGAAGGAAAAUCGCUCUGAGUCAGCGUCAAGGAAUCGCCCGGGCUCUGGAACUGAGCGACCUACUUCAGCGUCACGUGCUCGGACAGACUCAAUGACGACGAUGGAGGACAAAAAGAAGAACUUUGAGAAACAAAAAGUUAAAAUGCAGAAAAGGAACUCGAGCUUUUUGGACAGCAUCAGGAUGGAAGUUGACAACGAGGAAGAAUUUUAAAACUCUUUAGUCUGCUUCUAUAAGUGAUAUCAAGACUCAGCUCCGAUAAGCACUUUCGCGACUUGUUGUUAGCCAACAGGAGAAAGAGAAACAAAAACAAACUGAUCCAAUAUUGAGAAUAUCAAAUCCCUUUCAGCCGGAUGUAUCACCGAGUUCGCAGAAAAAGGCGCAAAGAGUUGGUUCAAGUGGAAGGCGACACUAAAGGCCCAGAUUGAAUUUAUACAGAAAAACUUCAACUUAAUAUAUAUCUCUAUAUUUGAUAGGUGCAUUAGGCGCCAAACUGUGUAUAUUGAACAUUGUGUAGGUUACAGACUAAUAGAUACUUUAUGAUCUUGUAGGUUUUAGGAGUUUUGAAGAACAUAUUUCAUGUGAAAAAUUCGUACGCAGAGGUUUCAAAUUUCUGAUGGGAUUCUAAGAGUGCCCGUGUGUAGUGCACAGCCACUUUUAUACAUCCAACUGUGGCAAGAGGCCUACUUGUAGCGUAGGUACAUUUUUCACUAUGUACCCGUAAUAAUGCCAAGCCAGUAGCUGUGCGUGGCGUCGGUGAUUCUUCAGUCUUGGACGCCGUUUACAGUCAUAGGAAUUUUUUUCCGCUCAUAGACUCAAAGUAGUAGCUAAACGCGUUAUUCGAGUAUCGCCUAACAUACGAUUGCUCUGUUAUGCGGUUGUCUAAUUUUUCGGGGAUACGGAACAAGAUGUGUAGAUAUAAAUUUGGGGAAUGCUCCGUCACUGCAUAUCAUAUAUUACAUGUACUUGGUGAGAUGAGGCCAUGAGGCUUUCUCAUAUGUAUGUAGCGCGGUAUAAAUAAGAUUGCUCGGAAAUGCUUACUCUUCAGGAGUUACAAAUACAUUUCUUCAAAUUGCCGAGUGAUGAUCGUGCAUCGGUCUAUGUAGUCGAUUAUUUAUUAGCAACGAAUAACGUCAUCAUGUUCGUUGCAUCUAAAUUCCACAUUACAAGUAUAAUGAUUUAGGAUAGUCUCCCUAGUGCGUUGCAAUAUUUGCUUUUUGUCCAUCGAUUAGGAAAUCAUAAAUGGAAGACCUGGUUGAUCGUGAACAAGGUGUUUUAACUUUUGUAUAAUAACGAUGAAUUUUCAAAUAAAAGACUUGU
Molecule: messenger RNA, 4743 nt
Organism: Pocillopora verrucosa
Lineage: Eukaryota; Metazoa; Cnidaria; Anthozoa; Scleractinia; Pocilloporidae
Molecular function (GO): protein binding
Source: RefSeq, a predicted model, not a curated record